This is a messenger RNA of Salvelinus sp. IW2-2015, 2469 nucleotides long. RefSeq names its product golgi-associated PDZ and coiled-coil motif containing (gene gopc). Gene Ontology annotation, cellular component: trans-Golgi network transport vesicle; Golgi apparatus; membrane. Gene Ontology annotation, biological process: negative regulation of protein localization to cell surface. NCBI's taxonomy places the organism in Eukaryota, Metazoa, Chordata, Actinopteri, Salmoniformes, Salmonidae. The record is from RefSeq and is a predicted model, not a curated record. Gene Ontology annotation, molecular function: transmembrane transporter binding.
CGAGUGAAAUGUCUCGCUUCCUGUUUCAUCUCUGAUAACUAUGAUCCAUAUCCGAUUUCMGAUUUCCUGAUAUGAUUAGGGGUUGGGAAAGAACGAAGUUCAUUCAAUUUAGCUAGUCUUUUCUGAAACGUAACUGUUUCGUAUGAUUUGGGCAUUUAGAGUACGGUGUAACUCAAGUAUUACGAUUCAGUAAACGUACAAAGGCAAAGCGCUGUUUUUAUUUGUGAAAAGAAGCGGCUAGGUUAGCCAGCUAGAUUUAGKUAAAGCCUUUAGCCUGCACUGUUGAAAUGUCUGCCUCGGCCGGUGUCUCUCCGUCAGCCCAGGGCACUGCACUGGUCAGUCCAGGCACGGGGAUGUCCAUGUUUCGGUGGCUUGAGGUUCUUGAGAAGGAGUUUGACAAGGCGUUUGUUGACGUCGAUUUACUACUGGGAGAAAUCGAUCCAGAUCAAGCUGACAUCACCUACGAGGGUCGUCAAAAGAUGACAAGUCUCAGCUCCUGUUUUGCUCAGCUUUGCCACAAAGCCCAGACAAUUUUUCAACUUAAUCACAAAGUCGAGGCUCAGCUGGUUGGCCUGCGAUCGGAGCUGACUGACGUGCAGGCAGAGAAGGUGGUGGUGGAGAGGGAGGUCCACGACCAGCUCCUCCAGCUCCAUGCCAUGCAGCUGCAGCUUCACGCCAAGGCUGGACAGACCGUGGACUCGGACUCCAUCAAAGACAGGAUGCCUGUUCCCUCAGUGGAGGAGAUGGAGAGGGAGCUGCAGGCCAACAAGAAGGAGAAGGUGAAGGAAGUGAAGUUGGAGGCAGAGGUCAAGCUGCAUAAGAAGGAGAAUGAGGCCCUCCGCAGGCACAUCGCCGUACUGCAGGCUGAGGUCUACGGGGCCAGACUGGCAGCCAAGUACCUGGACAAAGAGCUGGCUGGAAGGGUUCAGCAGAUCCAGUUACUGGGUCGGGACAUGAAGGGGCCCGCUCAUGACAAACUAUGGAACCAGCUGGAGGCUGAGAUCCACCUCCACCGCCACAAGACAGUCAUCCGAGCCUGCAGGGGGCGCAACGAUCCCAAGAAACCCCUACCGUCUCCAGUAGGGCAUGAAACCGAUGUACUGAAGAAGACCCAAGGAGUUGGUCCUAUUCGUAAAGUAGUUCUGGCCAAAGAAGAUCACGAGGGACUUGGAAUUUCAAUCACGGGUGGUAAGGAACACGGGGUGCCCAUCCUGAUCUCAGAGAUCCAUCCUACCCAGCCUGCGGAGCGCUGUGGGGGGCUCCAUGUGGGUGAUGCCAUCCUGGCUGUCAACAGCAUCAACCUGAGGGACGCCAAACACAAGGAAGCUGUCACCAUCCUCUCACAACAGAGGGGAGAGAUAGAGUUUGAGGUUGUGUACGUAGCCCCGGAGGUGGACUCUGACGAUGAGAACGUGGAGUAUGAGGAUGACGGCGGCCAUCGCUACCGGCUCUACCUAGAUGAGCUGGAGGAGGGGUCAGCCGCCAGCAGGAACAACGGCACCGCAGACGCCGCAUCGCUACAAGCUCUGGAGAAGAUGUCAGUGAGUGACAGCCCGGAGAACGGAGACACCGGGAUCUCCAGUGAGACACCAUCGGAGGAGACCCUGUCUAAGGCUGCUGAGUCCGGAGAGAGCUCGUCAUAGAGAGAGAGAGGGAGGGAGGGAGGGGGGGAGCUGAAAGACUGAAGUGCAUGUGUGUUUGUGUACUAUACUGUAUGAGAUUUGAGAGACUGGACUGCACCAGAGUCCCCCGGAGGAUAUAUGUGGGGAUAGAGUUGACUCAUCAUUAAGUUGUUAUGGAAACGCACUCGGAGCUCUGUUGAUUCACGUCACUAUCUUCGUGCAGUGGUGAGGAGCCAAUGAGAUGAGACCCGAUAUUGAGGAGAGGAUGUGGGUCUAGUUUGGAGAAGAUAGUAGAAUCGAUGGAUGGUAUAUCCCUCAACUGAGUGGUAUAUUUCUCUGUUUGUGUAUAGUUACUGAUCCUUUUUGCCCCCACACUGACUACACUACCUUACUGGGACUGCCAUGCUGGAUACUAUUUUACAAGGCAGAGAAAGAUCUUCUCCCUUCAUAAAUGUUGGCUUUUAUUUUUAUCUUCCACAUGUAGCUACUGUAGAUGAGGGUUUUUCUCUCAACUUGAAUGUUCAUCUUCUACCACUGAUUAUGAUAUCGAUGUUGAAUCCCACGUCAAACCUGCACCGCUCUAAGAUCCACCAGUAGGCCUAGUCCUUUGUUCAGAAUGAGAGAGUUACAUUCACCUACUUUAUGUCAAAACAGAAUGUACAGGGAAAGAAUUCUAACUAUAUGAACUUUGAGGGUGUUCCAUCUGUGUUUGAUUAAUGGUAUCACAGAAUGUCACCAUAGUUCAGUGUUUAAAUGCUGGAUACAUCUGUUUUUCAGUCCUCUGAGGACUCAUUACACAAUGUUUUUCUUUAAUGACCCAGUGCACCAGUUAAAAAAAAAAAAAAAU